AUAACUCAGUUAUUUGUGUACCGAUUAAUCAGCUGUUUUUUCAGUUUUAAUCUCUUAUUGGUUUGUUUUGAUUUUCCUGACAAAUUUGUGUUAUUAUGUUGAAGAGCAGUAAUAUAAAUAGUGUUCUCAAUGAGCUUCCCGAGCAGUCAGCUAGGGAUACCACAUCUCAGUCAUCGCCCAAUGGAAACCCAAAAAAAGAUGCGGAAACCUGUUGCUCCUCCGAGGAUCAGGAUGUUAUGGGCAGUCUAGCGGCUUUGCAACUGUCUGCUGGCGUCCUGCAAAUAGCAGAGCCACCACUGGAACACGUGCGUGCCCAGCUCAGGGAACUAAUAGGAAGGCAAAAUAAAAUAUACAUUGACUUGUCCAAGGAAAAAUACAAACUGGACUGUAGUGAAGUGGCCAGACUGAAUGAUAUAAUGAGCGAUGUAAAGCGGUACAAAGAAAAAUUGACAAAGGUCAAGAAGGAAAUGCAGGGCGUCUACCAGCGAACCAAAGAGUUGAAGAAACGCGCCGCAAACGUGGCUGCCUGCAAGCAACGCGACUACCAGCGAAAACUCGAGAGGCUACAGCACGAAGAGUCGCUCAUUGGCAGCCAGUAGAAGCAGUGGAUCAUUUACCACCUAACCUGGUGGAUCUGGGAUUUUACAAGCUCUACACCCCUGUAAAGGUGCAUUUACAUUGGGAUUUCCGUUAACAACUAGCUAACUACUUAACACAUAUAACAGUUGAACAAAAGUUAAACCAUUUGGAUACAUAAUAAUAAUCAUAAUAAUAAUUGUAUAUGUAUAUAAGAGCUGGCUAUCAUGUGCCUGCGAUAAGUCGGAAAACAUUAUAUUGUAUAUUGUGUAUAGUUUUAAGUAAAUACUUAAGAGAUUUCGCAAAAAAAAAAACCGCAUGCACCCGGAGUAGGGGAAGCCAAUGACUACGAUACUCUUAGCUACAAAUAUUAUUUAUAAAUAUACAAAUAUGUUUAACAUUAA
Drosophila eugracilis is the source of this 980-nucleotide messenger RNA. RefSeq names its product biogenesis of lysosome-related organelles complex 1 subunit 6 (gene Pldn). Gene Ontology annotation, cellular component: transport vesicle; extrinsic component of membrane; BLOC-1 complex. The record is from RefSeq and is a predicted model, not a curated record. Lineage: Eukaryota; Metazoa; Arthropoda; Insecta; Diptera; Drosophilidae. The transcript has 5 exons. The coding region runs from base 96 to 599 and encodes 167 amino acids. Gene Ontology annotation, biological process: intracellular transport.